AUGGCGUCAAUUGUUAAGCACUACUUUCUCAAAGCAUCUCAAGUAGUAGGGUAUUCCAAGCUCUACAACUUCAGUCUUUGGUUUAUCUUUGCUGGUGCGCUUCUGGGAUUUGCGCUUGCACGUCUACAGUAUCUCCAUGCCGGCACUUACGCAAAAGGAGCCGUUCCAGGGGAAUGGUAUUACGCGCAUGCCGGUCGGGAUCGGGUCGGGAUCUUCCUCCAUCUCGGAACCAUAUUGCCCUGUGCGAUUCUCGUGGUCUUCCAAUUCGUCCCCAGAAUUCGACAACGAUGCGUCAUCUUCCAUCGCACCAAUGGCUACAUAGUCAUCUUCCUCCUCCUGGCGUCGAACGCCGGCGCACUGAUGAUCAUGGACCAUGCGUUUGGUGGUGGAAUGGACGUUCAGACGUGGGUGGUCACCCUCGUCGUUGCAUGCACACUCAGCGUCGGCAUGGCGUGGUGGAACAUUCGGCGGUUGCAAAUCGAGCAGCAUCGUGCGUGGAUGUUGCGAACCAUGUUUUACAUGGGAUGCAUCAUCACCACGAGGCUUAUCCUGGUGAUUCUGGCGGUUGCCGUCACCCGUUCAUCGUCCCCGAGAUACGGCGUUUGGCCCUGUGGGAAAAUCCGCUUUACGUAUCAGCAGCAGCACGUUUCCGACGAUGUGGACGCGCUCUUGAAACAGCGAUAUCCCGAUUGCGCGUUUACGACUGCCGCGAAUUUGAGCUCAACCUUUACGCCUAUCAGUGCGAGUCUGUUCGCAGAAGACCCUGCGCGGAACGGUGUCGCGUUUAAUUUGAGCUUUGGUGCUGCGGCGUGGGUAGCGUUCUUCCUGCAUCUUGUUGGGGUGGAAGUUUACCUUCGUCUUACGCCGAGGGAAGCUGAGCGGUUGCGGAUGGUGAGUUAUGAAAGGCAGUUUGCGGCUGGGUAUAAGAAUCCGGGGAGUGCGGGCUUGGUGGUUGAGAGAUGGGGAGAUGCGAAAGCUUGGGGUGGGCAGGGCCGGUUGCCGUUGGAGGACAGCCCGUUUGCACGGUAG
Molecule: messenger RNA, 1029 nt
Organism: Uncinocarpus reesii 1704
Lineage: Eukaryota; Fungi; Ascomycota; Eurotiomycetes; Onygenales; Onygenaceae
Exons: 1
Coding region: 1-1029 (342 amino acids)
Source: RefSeq, a predicted model, not a curated record